CCGAGAAAUUUUUCAUUUUCUUUCUUGUUUGACUGUAUGCGAACAUCAAACUAAGAAUGGCAAAAAUGAAUCUCUCUUCCUACAUAUUAAUACUAACUUUUUCUUUGUUUUCUCAAGGUAUUUUACUUUCAGCAUCCAAGUCCAUAAGAAAUUUAGACGAUGACAUGGUAUUUAAUACAUUCAGGUUGGGGAAAGCCUUUCAGAAGGAAGACACUGCAGAAGAAUCAGUUAUUGCUCCUUCCCUGGAACAAUAUAAAAACGAUGAGAGCAGUUUCAUGAACGAAGAGGAAAACAAAAUUUCAAAGAACACAGGCUCCAAACAUAAUUUCUUAAAUCAUGGUCUGCCACUGAAUCUGGCUAUAAAACCUUAUCUUGCACUAAAAGGAUCUGUAGCUUUUCCAGCUGAAAAUGGAGUUCAGAAUACUGAAUCAACACAAGAAAAGAGAGAAAUUGGGGAUGAAGAAAACUCAGCUAAAUUUCCUAUAGGAAGGAGAGAUUUUGACAGUGAGUAGUCUUUUCAAAAUUCAAUUCUAUGUCCUACCACCAUUAAACAGAACUCUGAGUUAAAGCGAAUUUGGAUGCAAUCAUAACAAAAUCAAAUAAGACCAUGGCUCAAUUACACCUGCCAAAAAUGUGAGAUUGAAUAGCAAUAAUUAAUUAUUAUCAUUUUGGUUUACUCAGAAUUAGUUAUGCUAGAUCCAUGCUUUUUUCUUAAUAAAUUUUGUGUGAUAAUCAUAGUCCUUUAAACAAUUUAAACUUUCUUCUUCCUUCAGUGCUCAGAUGUAUGCUGGGAAGAGUCUACCGACCUUGUUGGCAAGUCUGAUACCUGUUGGUCCACAUCAUCUUUUCAGAAGAAAAUGAAAGCAUUUAAUUGUCAAUGGGAGGAGAAGCCCCUAAUGCUACUAUAACUUGUGCAUGUUAAAUGUUUGUUUUAAAAGAAAGUAGUGUUAAGAUGUAUCAGUAACUGAAAUGAUAUGCUUUUACUGUGCAUUAAACUUUGUGAAAAUUCUGCA
This is a messenger RNA of Chlorocebus sabaeus (green monkey), 1013 nucleotides long. RefSeq names its product pro-melanin concentrating hormone (gene PMCH). The record is from RefSeq and is a predicted model, not a curated record. NCBI's taxonomy places the organism in Eukaryota, Metazoa, Chordata, Mammalia, Primates, Cercopithecidae. Gene Ontology annotation, molecular function: type 1 melanin-concentrating hormone receptor binding; melanin-concentrating hormone activity. Gene Ontology annotation, biological process: chemical synaptic transmission; behavior.